AUGGUAACAACACAAUCCUCUCAUAGUCACAAUCCUAUCGAUAUUUCUGAUAAUACUAUACAAUCCGAAGAAGAUUUGUGGGCCAUUGCCAAUGUUCUUUCCGCAAUGUCAUCAUUUGAACGAGACACAGAAUAUGCGGAAGAAUUACAGCUUCGUGAAGCCAUUGAAGCUACCAAAAUGAAAGAUCAUGAAUUUGCUAUUAAACUUCAACAAUUUGACGAAGAUGGAUAUGAUAUCGAUCAGAUAAAAAAGGAUGACGAAAUUUCCCAUAUACGUUCAUGUGGAUAUCAACUGUCUGACGAUGAAUAUUCUGAUACCAUACAGGAUGAUGAAACUUACGAUUUCAAUCGAGAAGAUAUCUAUUAUGAUGAUUAUGAUGAUGACGACGAUGACGACGAUGACGACGAUGAUCAUUUCAGUAAAAAAGUUAAUUACGAUGAUGAAAGUUACAAUUUCAAUAAAGAAGAUAAUUAUGAAGAUGAUGACGAUGAAAAUUUCAAUUUCAAUAAAGAAGAUAGUUAUGAAGAUGAUGACGAUGAAAAUUUCAAUUUCAAUAAAGAAGAUAACUAUGAAGAUGAUGACAAUGAAAAUUUUAAUUUCAAUAAAGACAUGAAUUCUGAUGAUGAAAGUUACAAUUCCAAUAAAGAGACUAGCCAGGGGGUUGACCAUGACGAAGGAUACAAUAAAAAUAAGGAGGUUAGUUAUAGCGAUAGCAGUCAAGAUUUUGGUUAUAACGAUACAGAUGACGAGUAUGAGGAAAUGUCUAGCAAGUUUUCUUACGGAUUACAUUUUAGAAACGUAGAUUCGGAGGAUGAAAAUUUGUAUCAAAAGAAUUACGGUUCUGAUAAGGAGAAUGAAAGAAAAUCCGGUAAAUUUACCUAUGGUCAUCGAGGGGAUGAGAAAAAGCGUAAACGCGAAGUACUGGCAGCGCAGAAUGCGCCUGUCAAACGUAGGUUAUGUGAAACUGAAUUAUCGUUGAAUGAUAGUAACAUAAAUGCUCUUGGGAUUGGGACUGGGACAAUAGGCAAAGGAAAAGGAAAGGCUACUCAUUUUUCGACGAACUUUGACAUGACCGAUUCUCAAGUCAAACUGUUAAACCCACCUAAAGGAAACCAUCGAUGCAAUUCUUGUUACGACAUGUUCUCAACUUUUAAUUUGAAUGCAAACCUUGAUAAAAUGGCGACCAGUAGUGCCAAUUUAGGCGUUAUGUUGGAUUGUAAACAUGGUUUUUGUUUGGUGUGCAUGAAUCAUUACUUAAAUUCAACACUUAAAGACGAAGUUGUAGAAUUUCCUAUCAAAUGUCCAUUGAAGUGUGCUGAUGCAACAAUUACUGAAAGAAUAGUAGAAAAAUCGUUGCCAAAAGAAGAUUUGGAAAAUUAUUAUUUAAAAAUGACUGUGUCAACCAUUAAAAACAAAAUAUAUUGCCCGAACAAAAAAUGCAGCGCAUUGAUUGAUUAUGACCACGAUGAGGACCUGCCAGUUUAUCCUCUUCCGUGUCCAAUGUGCCGCAUGUUAUUCUGCCCGUCAUGCAGUGUAUUGUGGCACAAAGAUUUGACAUGUGUGGAGUAUCAGAAUCUUCCUCCUCAUGAACGUUCUCCAGAAGAUCGUGAAGUACUCAAUUUAGCCAAAAACGAACGUUGGCAACGUUGUCCUAAAUGCAACAUAAUAGUUCAGUUAGAUACCGGAUGUAAUCAUAUUACUUGUAGAUGCAAAGCUGAAUUUUGCUAUGUCUGUGGUUCGGAUUGGAAUCGCGAUACAGAGAGAUGCACAAAAAGAUGUGAAUUAUGGGAUGAAAAUAUGUUAUUAGAGGAGCGUGCUCGUCGUGACUUAAUAGCCCAACAACAGCGACAAGUUCAACAACAACUUCUUGCCAAUCUUGAAGGAGUUGGAAACAGAAGAAAUAAUGAUAUAUUUAUGGACUCGGAUGAUGAGGACGAACAAGAUGAAGCACCAGUGAAUCCAGUUCGAAUUGACCUCCAGGCUCUCCUUGACCUGCAAAGAACGCAAAAACGCUUUCAUCUUAGUAAUUGGUUAAUAAGUAUGAUUGAAGAAAAACAGGAUAUGGAGAGUCAUCUUCAACGUACCACAGUUCAUGAAGUUUAUGAAUGUUGCGGCAAGGUAAUUUUAUUUUAUGUUCAAGCUGUGACUUUGAUAGGCGUUUGA
Molecule: messenger RNA, 2163 nt
Organism: Cetraspora pellucida
Lineage: Eukaryota; Fungi; Glomeromycota; Glomeromycetes; Diversisporales; Gigasporaceae
Source: the annotation of a GenBank genome assembly